UCAGUCUCUAUUCCUACGUGCGCGCAACAAGACCUCUCGAUAGGCACAAGGCAAAGCAAAGCAGAGAAGAGCCCGCUUCCCGCGCUUGCUGCUCACUAAAAUAACUAAUUAAAUUUCGGUCAGACAUAAAAUGACUCACGAGUCCUAGUUGUUCGGUGCCUAGAAUGCAGGAGCCUUUCCCAGGCAACAACAGUGCCGCCGCUCCAUAUAAGCCACAAGCGCUGGCCCCCCGAGGAGAUGCAAGUGUAUAAUAUGUUUCUGUUUCUGUUGCGACGCCAAAUUGCAUUUGCGGUCAUUACGCCGCAGCUCGAUCCUUAGAUCGCUCCACAAUCUCUUUAUUGACUUGAAUUCCCUCCGCCGGCGGUGGGCCAUCGGUCUGGUCCACCCCCAUUUCGGAACGCGGCGCCAGCCAGCGUUUUCCAAUGAUGCAAAUCUCAUUUCUCCACAUACUUAAAGUAAUUUUCGUGCUCUCAACAAUUGUCUCAGUCACAGAUUGUUGUUCGAGCCGGAUCUUACUCCUUCGUGAGCACACGCUGAAAAUUGUGCAGCAUCAGCACGAUUAUCACAUGCAUGAGCAUGCGCACGAGCUGCAGCAGAAAAUCGAGGAGACAGCGGUCAAGAUGCUCAACCAGUUGGAGCUGCAGCGUCACCAGCUGGAGGCCUCGGCCCAGGACGCGGCAGAAGAGUUGCGUCAGGAUGCGGAUACGGACACAGAAAGCGAUCCUAAUCCGGAUCCGGACAAAGACAAACUGUACGCGGAGCCUUUUGAGGAGGCGACUGAGGCCGGGAAUCUGGCACAGGAAGCAGCUAUCUUGGGAUCCACUACUGCAACCUGGUUGACUGCAUCUUCCUCCUCCUCCGAAACUGUGACCAUGACCACAACUGUCGCCACUGACACGGGAGACUCUCGCCCCAUUGAGCAGAGCUCCUCCAAUCCGCUUGACUUGAGCACACCCAGACCAGAGGACAAGGGAACUAACCGCACUAAUGAAACCGAAGUUCAGAUGCUGCCCUGCAGCGAGGAGUACAAUGCGAGCUUCUGCUUGAACGGCGGCCAUUGCUUCCGCCAUCCGAUGGUCAACAAUACGGUCUUUCACUCCUGCAUCUGCGUCAACGACUACGAUGGGGAGAGAUGUGCCUACAAGAGCUGGAAUGGUAAGUGCAAUAUUUCUACAGAAUUAAAAUUCCAUAAUAAAGAGACUUCUCUCGACCCUGUGAUUUACCAAAUAAUUUACAACUACGAUAAAUUCCCAUUUAUCCUUGCAGGUGACUAUGUCUACACACCGCCGACUCUGCACAGGAAAGUCCGGAUGGCUCAGAUCGUCUUCUCGUUUCCCGUGCUGAUCAUGCUCUCGUCACUCUACGUUCUCUUUGCGGCCGUGUUCAUGCUCCGCAAUGUGCCGGAUUAUAAUCGCCGGAAGCAGCAACAAUUGCAACACUUGCAUAAUCAACGUUUUUUUGUCAGAUGUUAAGAGGUCCUUCUUCUUCCACGCGAAGAAUAGGCUCUCCUUUGGGUUUUGAUUUGGAAACAAUUUUGGUUUCACGCCUAAAUAUCGACUCUUUUUUUUCUUUUGUUCCUUUGAUGGCAAAUUCUUUGACCAAAUGUUGUAUUUCUUUACGUUGCGCAGCGUAUAAUUAAUGCUUUAAUUUAUUGAAUACAUUUAGUGUACUUGGUAGGAUUUUCUAUUUAGUUUUGCAAAAAGACUCACAAUUAUAUAGUAUUUGCUUUUUUCUUGAUCAUUUCUUAUAAGUUUCGUUUUGUUUCGCUUUUGAAGCUUUCGUUGGAGCUUUUGUAGCUUGUUGUUUUUGUGGUAACAUUUAGUUACGUUAAAUUAUAGCCAUAACGAAAUAUUAAGAACGUACUUAGAACAUAAUCUCUUAGCGCUUACUCCAAGUUACCAGGACAAAUGGUUAUUAUAAUUAAUUUUUUUUGUAACACUCGGUUACGCAGACAUCGUGUAUAUUGUUUAGAGAGAAAAACUAUACUUUUUGUACUUGUAUUAAAGAUGAGGAAUAUGGGACUCGAAUCGACGGGACUAUAAAACA
Messenger RNA from Drosophila kikkawai, 2046 nucleotides. NCBI's taxonomy places the organism in Eukaryota, Metazoa, Arthropoda, Insecta, Diptera, Drosophilidae. The record is from RefSeq and is a predicted model, not a curated record.